Drosophila persimilis is the source of this 2013-nucleotide messenger RNA. RefSeq lists its product as uncharacterized. The record is from RefSeq and is a predicted model, not a curated record. The transcript has 2 exons. Gene Ontology annotation, molecular function: potassium ion binding; pyruvate kinase activity; magnesium ion binding. The coding region runs from base 1 to 1923 and encodes 640 amino acids. Gene Ontology annotation, biological process: glycolytic process. NCBI's taxonomy places the organism in Eukaryota, Metazoa, Arthropoda, Insecta, Diptera, Drosophilidae. Gene Ontology annotation, cellular component: cytoplasm.
AUGGGGGAUGUUGAGGAAUAUUUGGAGUCUGCGGCUCCUACAAUUGAGACUGCCAUCGACAAAAUUUUCACCCGCCUUAAGGUCAUCGCCGUAGAUGUGGAGAAGGUGCUGCGGGCCAAGGAGCUGCUGACCAGCCUGCAGCGUCGCGAGACGUUCUUCCACCUGCUGGGUCACGACGACGAUGGCAGCAUUAACUACAAUAUCAACGAAUUGAAACUCAUGGAGUCCAGGUUCUCGUAUCCGUCCAUAUCGAGCGGGGAUGAAGAGCUUGGUGGCGAGGAGCUGAGCGAGGAUCUGUGUGGCGUCUGGCAGUGCCAAGAGGAGAAUCGCUGGCAUAGCUACUUUUCCGGCUUCCAGGUACUGAGCUCGCGCCAUGGUCCCGAUUCCAACGAUAAUCGCAAGUGCAUCCAGCUGUCUAAAAUGCUUGGGUGCGAUCAGGAACUCAAGACCUUUCUCCGCAAUGGCGUUCGGUGCUUUGCCCUAGAUCUCUUCGUGGGCACCCAGAGCUCCAAUCAGUCACUGGUCGUGCAGCUGCGCGAAGCAGAGAUCAGCGUGUCCAAGGAGUACGGCUUCCCAGUCGUAUCCACCAUUUUGGUGAAGCUCUCGCCGCGCUUUCAGUACUCGGGCUACCUCAACCCACAACAGUAUAAGGGCGACAACAGCUGUGUGGAGCUGAAGAAAGGGAACAAGCUGACACUGACUGUCGACCGGAAGUUCUCCGACUGUUCCUCGUCGUUGAUGUUAUAUGUGAACGCCCGCUUCCUGCUGGGAGAUAUCGUGGAGUAUGACUUCAUCCUUAUCGGCAAUGAGAUCCAGUUGGUGGUGCACAGCGUGCAUCCAGAUCAUCUGAACUGCUGUGUAGCCCGUGGAGGAAUGCUUGAGUCAUAUAUGCCCGUUUUGUUCCCAAAACGCUGCUCCAAGUUUCGGGUAUCAUACGAGGAACUGGAGGAUCUUACAUUUGCCCGCGAGGUAGGAGUCAAUGUGGUAGUUUCCAACAUCGUUGGCACCGCCAAGUACCUCGAUAAUCUGGAAAAAUGCAUGGCUAUAAUGCAGUGCGAGAAUCUGCGUAUCUAUGCCCGGUUGGUGCUCAACGAGGUCAAGGGAUGCGAUGGCGAAAUAAACUGGGCUACCAAGCGGUAUGAUGGCUUCCUUGUGGAACUUGCCGAGCCCGAAAUAGUUCCCGAUGUCAUGCAACUGUGUCCAGAUGCCGAGUGCUUCUUGCAGUUGGUAUACGCGGCCAAGAAGCCGAUCAUCUUCGAUCCCGAGUUGAUCUAUGAGAAGAAGAUUCGCAUUGACCCCGCCCACUACUUCUACACAUUUUACUAUCCGGACAAGUACCUGGUCAAAGGCCACAAGACAGAGCAGUCAUUCUACUUCAGUUUUCUGCAGAACGCCAUCUUCGAGAAGAUCCCGCCCGAGGCGCUUUCCAAGGUUCCCUACUGCGAUAGAUCGCAUACUGGCGCUGAUGGCUUGGCCCGGGCUGUGGUCAGUGCCGCCAUGGAAGUGCAUGCUGUGGCAAUUGUUGUCAUCGGUGUGACGACGCGCAUGGUACAGAAGAUUGCCCACUUCCGCCCAGAGGCACCCAUCAUCUUUGUCAGCCACAUGCGCUCUGCGGAGGACUACGUGUCGCUAUAUUACAACGUGACCAUGCUCUCGUUCCGCACCAAAAAAUUCCACACGCACCGUCAAAACAUUUUCCGCAAGGGCGUUUAUGCCUUGGCCUAUUUGGCCAAACGUAAGAUCGCCCGGCAGCAUGACCAUGUCAUCUUGGUGUACAGCAACGAAGAGGGAACCACCUUUCCCGAAAAGUAUAUUCUCUAUAAAUUUGACAAAUCUCACUUUUCCGAGCACAUGUCCGCCUGCAUGUUCUCCACGAAGCAAGCUCAGCAAGAUUCCAAUGAGGAUGCGGAUGUCGAAAACUAAGAGCAGUUAAAUUUAUAUAAUUUAUUUGUUCUGGUAAAUAAUCGGAAUGUGUUAAGGUGUUUGGCUUAGAAUAUAUGAAACAGAUAUAGA